Erigeron canadensis is the source of this 2253-nucleotide messenger RNA. Its product is annotated as pentatricopeptide repeat-containing protein At5g16420, mitochondrial. The transcript has a single exon. The record is from RefSeq and is a predicted model, not a curated record. NCBI's taxonomy places the organism in Eukaryota, Viridiplantae, Streptophyta, Magnoliopsida, Asterales, Asteraceae. Gene Ontology annotation, molecular function: protein binding. The coding region runs from base 402 to 2063 and encodes 553 amino acids.
CUACACAGCCCCCACCCAAAUCCCCAAUUCAUUCCCAACAAAACCUACCGCCGUCCCAUCCUCCCUAUCUUCCGAUCUUAUCAUUCCAUCAUAUUAUUAAUUUGAUAUCCCGAAAAAACAGAUGAUUCAAUUUUAGUCUCAGAAAGUUAUGGUUAUAUUUUACACAUCAGAAACUUAAUUUUAUUCCUAAUCAUCAGCCGUCACGAUGGUGCCGGAAUUCCUAAGCAGCAGCCCGCAAACAACCGCUGAGGUUUAUUGUAUCGGUCAAAUUGUCACUGAGGCAUUUUAACAAACACUUGGCAGGCAUCAUUUUUUCUUGCGAAAUUAGUGUCAUGUUAUCACUGUUUAUAGAUACAACUGACUUGAAGGAGUUGCAUUAGCUUAGCUAUAUAAGGAAGACAAUGACGAGGGGUUCUCUAAUUCCAAAUGCAGCUAACAGAAUCCGUUUUUAUAUACGUCACUACUCCACAAACAACAACAAUAACUCUAGCAUAGAUCCGUUUGUCGCCCACCACCAUUUAUCGGCUAUUGAAUCGAAAUCCCAACUCCUUAAAUCCUACACGGUAACACCUCCGAUCAAACCUUGGCCACAAAAGCUAUGGCCCAAACGCCUUGUGGCCAUGAUCACCCGCCAACAAAACCUUGACCUUGCCCUCCAAAUCUUUUACCACGCCGGAAACUACCAUUCCGGAUUUGAACAUAAUUACGAGACCUAUCAUUCCAUCAUUCACAAGCUUUCUCGUGCUCGUGCCUUUGAACCGGUUGAAACCCUUGUUUCCCGUUUGCAAAAGUCGGGCAUCAAGUGUGGUGAGAAUCUUUUUAUUGAUGUCUUACGCAGUUAUGGCCUAGCCGGCCGUCCUAAAGACUCCUUACGGAUAUUCUUGCGGAUUCAAGACUUUGGUGUCACAAAAUCUGUACGGUCUUUGAACACCCUUUUAAAUGUUUUGAUUCAGAAUAGGAAAUACAAGCUCGUUCAUGCUUUGUUUAAAUGCAGUAAAGAAAAGUUCGAUAUCGUACCAAAUGUGUUUACUUGUAACAUUCUUUUGAAAGCAUUUUGUAACAACGGUGACAUAGAAGGCGCCCUUAAGGUUUUAGAUGAAAUGCCAGCGAUGGGAAUGGUGCCAAAUCUUGUGAGUUAUACAACUGUGUUGGGAGGUUACGUUUCGAAAGGGGAUAUGGUCGGUGCAAAAGAGAUGUUUGGUCAAAUUCUUGAUAGAGGGUGGAUCCCUGAUGCGACGACUUACACGAUUUUGAUGGAUGGGUUUUGUAAGCAAGGGAGAUUCGUUGAUGCAGUGAAAGUGAUGGACGAGAUGGAGGAUAAUAAAGUUGAGCCUAAUGAUGUUACUUAUGGUGUUAUGAUUGAAGCUUUUUGUAGAGAGAAGAAGACCGGUGAAGCUUUGAAUUUGCUAGAUGAUAUGUUUGACAAGAAAUACAUGCCAACUUCGGCGCUUUGUUGUAGAUUGAUCGAUGCUUUGUGUGAAGAUGGGAAGGUCGAGGAUGCAUGUGAGCUUUGGAAGAAGCUUUUGAGGAAGAAUUGUACUCCUGAUAAUUCAAUAUCAAGUACACUUAUACACUGGCUGUGUAAAGAAGGGAAGAUUGGGCAAGCUAGGAAGCUGUUUGACGAGUUUGAAAGGAGUUCAACUCCUAGUGUAUUAACAUAUAAUACACUGAUUGCAGGGAUGUGUGAGACGGGAGAGUUGUGUGAGGCUGGUAGGUUGUGGGACGAUAUGGUGGAGAAGGGAUGUGUUCCGAAUGCAUUUACGUAUAACAUGUUAAUUAAAGGGUUUUGCAAAGGUGGUAAUGCAAAAGAAGGGAUCAAGAUUUUGGAGGAGAUGUUGGAUAAGCGGUGUUUGCCAAACAAAAGUACGUAUUCAAUUUUACUUUUGGGACUCUGUGAAUCAGGGGAUGAAGCAAAAGUAGUGAAGGUACUUGAUAUGACUCGUUCUAGUGGACACGUGAUUGAUGGAGAUGUUUGGCAGGUUCUUGUAACCAAAUUUGGUAGUUCUCUUAGUAAGAAGGGAGAUGUUAUUGUUGAAUCAGUAUCUGUAAAGGACGCCGCUUAGAUGUCGAUCCUGCAUAGUUAUAUUAUGAUAAAAAGGAGUCUAAAACAGUGUCAUUUUUGAUGUAAUAGUAGUUUCUAUGACAAUAACAAUUGGGAUUUUCGGCCUUAGGUUACUGAUUAUCCAUCCAACUGACAGUUAUAUCUAUCCAAUUGAAAGUUAGUUGAUCUAAAGCAUCUCCGGAGUUUAUGUA